Molecule: messenger RNA, 6186 nt
Organism: Medioppia subpectinata
Lineage: Eukaryota; Metazoa; Arthropoda; Arachnida; Sarcoptiformes; Oppiidae
Source: the annotation of a GenBank genome assembly
GACAAAAGGCACUGCAGUUUACCCAACAUUCCCGACGAUGUCCUCAGAUAUACCCGAACUCUCGAAGAGCUCUUUCUCGACGCCAAUCACAUCCGAGAGCUCCCGAAGGGCUUAUUUCGGUUAACAAAACUGAGACGAUUGAGUCUCUCUGACAAUGAAAUCGGACGUUUGCCACAAGACAUCGCGAAUCUGAUCCAAUUGGUGGAGAUUGACGUCAGCAAGAAUGACAUCCCAGAGAUACCCGAAAACAUUAAAUUCCUAAAGUGUCUACAAAUCGCCGAUUUUAGUUCAAAUCCAUUGCAAAUAUUGCCGACGGGUUUUACGCAAUUACGAUGUCUGACAUCAUUGGCACUAAACGACAUAUCGUUGCAACAGUUGCCCAACGAUUUCGGUUCACUCAACGCAUUAGAAUCACUCGAAUUACGGGAGAAUCUGUUGAAGACAUUACCGCCGAGUGUUUCCUUUUUGGUGAAAUUAGAACGACUCGAUUUGGGCUCCAAUGACAUCGAAGAGUUACCCGAAGUGAUCGGCCAAUUGCCGAAACUGCAGGAACUAUGGCUGGAUUGCAACGAAUUGAGUACUUUGCCCAAAGACAUCGGCCGAUUGCGGCGACUCACGUGUCUCGACGUGUCCGAGAAUCGGUUGGAGUAUUUGCCCGAAGAGAUGGCCGGUUUGGAGAGUCUCACAGAUUUGCAUUUAUCGCAAAACUGUUUGGAGACACUGCCCGACGGCAUCGGCCAGUUGUCCAAACUGUUGAUCUUUAAAGUGGAUCAGAAUCGUCUGCUGUCAUUGAAUCCGACAAUCGGCGGCUGUUCUGCGCUCCAGGAGUUGAUCCUAACGGAGAACAUGUUGACUGAAUUGCCGCCAACUAUUGGCAAUUUGGUUCAUAUGACAAAUUUCAACGUCGAUCGCAACCAAUUGGAGGAAUUGCCGCAACAGAUCGGGAAUCUGACCAAAUUGGGUGUUCUCUCGCUGCGAGACAAUCGCAUACAACACUUGCCGGUAGAGAUGGGACAGCUUCGGGAGCUGCGUGUGCUCGACGUGUCCGGCAAUCGACUCAAUCACCUGCCGUACACCAUAACGGCGCUAAACCUGAAGGCCCUUUGGUUGGCCGAGAAUCAGUCGCAACCGCUGUUGAAAUUUCAGACCGAUUACGACGAAGACAGCCGUAUGAAAGUGUUGACCUGUUUUCUACUACCACAACAGGAAUACAAUCCCGAGAGUAUAGAGAAUUUCACGGACAACAGCCUCGAGAGGGCCAAUAGCAUCAAUUGGGAUCAACCGAGACAUACGGCCGUCAAGUUUGCCGAAGCCAGCGAUGAGGAGGACGACGAAGAGAGUGGCGAACCCAUUGUGAAUACAGUAAUCGCCGAUCAAUUGAAUUUCGUACGACACGAUACGCCGCAUCCGCGCGAACUCAAGGCCCGACACCAGCGGCUCUUCACUAAGGAUAGCAAAGACCAGUCGACGGACGAAAAUAAGGAGAACACCGCCAAAGACGUGACGCAACAAAUGAAUCAACAAAAUAAUAACAAUUAUAAUUCCGUCCAAACGUCGCGUCAACGGCACAGCACGGCGUCCACCGAAUCGGCCGAAUCGUACGCCUCGUCAGUGAUUGUGAAGAGUGACUCUGAAGUGGCGGCCGCACAACAGGCGGCUGAUAGUAGACUCAACGACUCACAGGUGGACUCCGCGGCCGCCAAAGCAUCGAAAGCACAACACGAGACGUCCGAUUCGGGCAGUGAUCCCGAUCUGAACGGUGGCGACAAACACGUGGGCUUUUCAGGCUUCGAAGAGGACGAGGUGGAGGUCCAGGAGGAGGACGACGAAGAGCGGGCCGAAUGGCAUAACAAACUCCAUCGCAGGGAUACUCCGCACCACUUGAAGAACAAACGCAUUCACACGACAAAAGACGAACAACAAAGGGUGGCCUCAAUACUGGCCGAAGCCAUGAAACAGAAAGAGCACAAUCCUCUGCAGCAAACCUCGUCUCGCGGCGAAAGUGUGAUCAGUGGCGGUGACAACGAGUCGUUGCGAACGGUGUCGUCGGUCUCGAACGCCGCGCCGUCCGUCUCACAGCUCAGCACUAAUAGUAACGUAGAGUACAUACAAAUGUCAGUGCGUGUGAAGCGGACGGGCGGUGGCCUCGGGCUCAGUAUCGCCGGCGGUUUGGGUUCGUCUCCCUAUAAGGGCGAUGACGAGGGGAUAUUCGUGUCGCGCAUCACCGAAGAGGGCCCGUCAGACGUGGCCGGCCUUAGGGUUGGCGAUAAGAUAUUGUCGGUCAAUAACGUGGACUUUACCGAAAUCGAUCACUACAAGGCUGUCGAUGGGCUCAAAACCGCUGGAAUGGACUUCAUUGUCAUUAUCAUACGUGAAGUGCCGAUCAAACAGAACUCAACGCCCAAUGUCUCUGUCGAGCCGUCGAAGCGGUUGUCGCCCAAGAAGUCGCCGCCGGUUGUGAUGAUCAAGUCGUCGUCCCAACAGAACGGUGACAUCGGUUCGCCGACAAUCGGCGCCUCAACGCGUCACCCGAUGACCACCGCAUCUCAACCCCAAACGCCGGACUUUGAUUUAAAUCGACAGAUCAUUUACACGACACUCAUUCGCAAAGAGGGAAGUUUGGGAUUUAGUAUAGCGGGUGGUAUUGGCGGCACUCCCUAUAAGGAAGGCUCCGAAGCCAUCCACAUAUCCAACAUUGUUGAGGGCGGGGCCGCACAUCGCGACGGAAAGCUUGGUGUCGGCGAUCGCGUGCUUUCUAUUAACGGCGUCGAUGUGGACCAUCUCCGACACGAACAGGUGGUCGGUAUGUUGACGGGCGUCGACCGCUUCGUCAGACUCGUUGUCCAACGAGAGGGCGCCGACGGUUUGGGCGAGAAGUCACCCAAAAUGUAUGGUAUGGCGCGUCCCUACACCGGGCUCUACGCCUCCUCUUAUAUGGCAAACCGGCCCUCAUAUACCGGAUCGUACAGAAGGCCAACACUCGGAUCGGUGAGCAGUUUGGUGGACGUGGACGCCAAGUCGGCGCCUCAAACGCCAACUGCUCUCCAUUCGCCGGGCAGUCGGCCGACACACUCGAUAUACACCAAAUUGCCGGGUCUUCGCAAUGAGGGGAUGACCUCACACUCGAGCGCAACCCUACCCAACAAUCAUACAAUCAGUGCCUCUGCUAUCAAUCCAUCCCAUAUGUUAAGAAGUGCCUCAUCUCUCGACACAAAUGGUGCCAAAAGGUUGUCCUCAUCCACAAGCGAUGGUCCACUACUGAGUGUAACGAUUCAGAAACCGGUCCAAAGCGGCGGUGAAUUGGUCUCCAAAUUUGACAGUCCAUUAGAAGCACAAUUCCCGGACGCGCCCACAGAUGUGGGCGUCUUCACCGAAGUGAUCACCAAAACCACAUACACCGAAAACAUAGUGACUAGAGUUACUAAUAAUGUCCUAUCAUUGCCCCCCAUUGAUGAGACCGUAACACUUGUCAAGUCUGACGGACGAGGUCUCGGUCUCAGUAUUAUUGGAGGUUCAGACCAUUCGUGUCAUCCAUUUGGCGGUAGCGAACCCGGGAUUUUCGUAUCGAAAGUCGUAGCCGAUGGUCUCGCUCACAGAACCGGUAAAAUACGAAUUGGCGACCGACUGAUCGCCGUUAAUGGCGUCGACGUAUCGAAGGCGACGCAUAACGAAGCGGUCAAUGCCUUAAUAAAACCUCUCAAUGAACUUACGCUUACCAUAAGACACGAGCCGCUGCCCAAAGGCUGGAAGUGUCCACCAGUCGAUGUUAGAGAACUAAUUAUUCACAAAUUGCCGAUUGAAAAGUUGGGAAUGAAUGUGAAGGGCGGUGCGACCGGACAGCCCGGCAAUCCAUACGACAAGGACGACGAGGGAGUGUUUAUAUCGAAAAUCAAUCCGAACGGCGCGGCCGCUCGUGACGGCCGUCUCAGACCCGGUAUGCGAAUCAUUGAAGUGAAUGAGAUGUCACUUCUGGGCGCCACUCAUCAGGAAUCGGUGUCCGCCUUACGAAACGCCGGCAAUAAAAUUAUUUUACUCGUUUGCGACGGUUAUGAACCAUCGGAUUCCACACCGAAUCGGUCGUCCGUUUUGAGUGAAAUACCGACACCCACUUCGCCCACAGCUAAGAGUUUUAAGUCAUUUUCAUCUGUGGAUAAGGAGGACGAAGACGAAGUGUUUGCCGCGCCAUCGCCUCCCAAAGUGACAGAAAGGGUUGUGAACAAUGUCUCUGAACCGACGCCAUCGCCUCCCGUCUCCAGAAUACCAAUUCGUGAAACGAAAGCCAACGAGACUUCGAGGAGUCAAUCAUCGUUUGUGACGAGUAAUGCGAUUGUCAAUAAUAGCGAAGAGUUGUCCGUAAGAGAGGAGAAGAAUGUGAACCAAGCGGUGAUCGAAGUGGUGAAAGCGGCCGAAACAUUGACUAAACACACAACGAAUACCACUAAUGCAUCCAAAGAGCAAAAGACAACGACUGUAAUCAUGAAGAAGCAUAACGUGAAUACAGGGCCGGCCGUUACCACCGCUGCCACCACUCCUACCACUGUCACUCCACCCGUUUCCGCACGAAUAAUCACUAAGAGUCCGAACCCCUCAUCCCAUGCAAGCACUCCGACACACAGUCCGACUCCCAGCCCCUCCCGCGGCGGCUCCCGAGCGUCCACUCCUAUUAAGACCAGAACGCCGUCGCCUAUACUGAAGAUAUCGCCCAACAAAGGCUGGACCACAUCUGACAACGAGAUGAGUCCAAUCAGUCCAAUGCUGGACCCGUACCAGACGUCUCGAAUACCGGGCGCUAAACCACCGAAACCAGUCAAACCACCCAAACCCAGAAAUCUGGCCCUAAUGUUGCAGAAGCCGACGGAAUCGCCUGAAAGACUGGCCUUCAAUGAGAAGAAGCGUCGUUUUGAACAGGGAUUUCAGACGAAGUCCGAAACCGAAUCCAUUACAACACAGUCUCAGAACGAGUCCUAUUCGGAGAGCAAACGAUUUAGUUAUCUGUCGGCCGACGAACUCGAGCGCCUCCGCGAAGAGGAUACCAAAAAGUUUGCCACACUUUCUGAGGAACAGAUCAAGUCAUUGAUGUCAAUGACCGAAGAGGACGACGAGUACGACGACGAAACCGAAGAGAUGAUCGACCAAUUCGUGUCCGAACACUCUUCAGAACAGAUCGAUUCCGACAACAAGAGAGUGUACCGAACGGCCAAAUCCGAGCGCCGAUACAUAGAGCGCAUGAGAUUGAGUGGCAUUGAUUUGGACGCAGAACUCGACGAAGACCUCCAGAACCUAACACCCAAUCAGAGGCGCAUCCAUGAGGCAGAGAAGAGAGCGAAGUGGCGUCAGGAAAGGCUGAGAUCCAUUGAAAACGAUGCCAUCGCUAUCGCACGCGUCAAAGAGAUGAACGCAGAGAUAGCGGCCGAGAGGGAGGCGUCGUCGCCGCACACCUCUCCCAAAAUGCAUGUCAUCGAUAUUGAUAUCGAUGGCCGCAAUACAAGUGAUAAAUCGAAUCGAAGCACAGGCAGCAGCGAUGGAGAGCACCGGCAGUACAGCCCCGGCAGUCAAUCGGACUCUUCGCCCAAACAUAUUAAAUAGCAUUAAAUCAAAAAAUACAAACAAAUUAUAUUUUAUUUGGUGUUUUGUGUUUCCCUUAAACAAUAGAUAUUAUUAUCAAUCAUUUGAAUCAUUUUUAGUGCUCUUAUAUAUUAUAUAUUAACAGCGAUUUUAAUUAUUUAUAAAUUAUUUUUAUUAUUUCGACAAAAAAUUAUUUUUUCAGUACUACUUAACGGAAACGAAUAGCUCUUAUUUUGUUAGUAAUUAUUAUAAUCAUUAGUUAUUUGUGCCGACGUCUCGUGUUUUAUGUUUUUUGAUUUUGUCAUUUAUUUACAUAUGUUUUAAUCAUAUUUUUAAUUAUAUAUAAUUUCUUUUAAUUGUAAUCAGUAGUGAUUCUGUGCAGCAAUUAUUCCCGAUUCGCAGCUCUUUUUAAUUAUAUAUAAAUUGUGUGUUUUGUUUAUUUUUUGGUGCAUUUUAUUUGACUUUUCAUUUUAUUAUUUAUAAUUUUAAACCAAACUUUUUAUCCUUUCUUUUUCGCACUCUUUAUGUCGUUUUUGAAAGCAAAUGAUAUUUUAAUUGUUAAACAAAAUGUUUUCCCUUUUCUCUCAAAAUGUUUUUCAUUUAACGGACAAUUGAAUACAA